GUGCCGAGGAUGUGCGCCGCGAGGAGGCUGCUGCUGCUGCUGCUGGCCUUCCUGGCCUCUGCACUGGAGGCUGCCGCCGCCUAUGGCACAGCUGAGACCCUCUGUGGCGGCGAGCUUGUUGACACGCUGCAGUUCGUCUGCGGGGACCGGGGCUUCUACUUCAGUCGGCCAGUGGGGCGAAAUAACCGGAGGAUCAACCGGGGCAUCGUGGAGGAGUGCUGCUUCCGGAGCUGCGACCUGGCUCUCCUGGAGACCUACUGCGCCAAGUCCGUCAAGUCGGAACGAGACCUCUCGGCCACUUCCCUGGUGGGGCUGCCGGCGAUCAACAAGGACAGCUUCCAAAAGCCGUCGCACGCCAAGUACUCCAAAUACGAUGUGUGGCAGAAGAAGAGCUCACAGCGCCUGCAGCGCGAGGUGCCCAGUAUCCUGCGGGCCCGCCGGUACCGGUGGCAAGCGGAGGGCCUGCAAGCCUCCGAG
Molecule: messenger RNA, 477 nt
Organism: Tinamus guttatus (white-throated tinamou)
Lineage: Eukaryota; Metazoa; Chordata; Aves; Tinamiformes; Tinamidae
Source: RefSeq, a predicted model, not a curated record